Molecule: messenger RNA, 4524 nt
Organism: Magnolia sinica
Lineage: Eukaryota; Viridiplantae; Streptophyta; Magnoliopsida; Magnoliales; Magnoliaceae
Product: lysine-specific demethylase JMJ18-like
Exons: 12
Coding region: 317-4069 (1250 amino acids)
Biological process (GO): chromatin remodeling
Cellular component (GO): nucleus
Molecular function (GO): histone H3K4me/H3K4me2/H3K4me3 demethylase activity
Source: RefSeq, a predicted model, not a curated record
UCAGUUACAAGCAAAACCGCGUGCGUGUGUGUUUGUUAGUUGACCCUCUCCCUCUCUCGAAACAAAAGAAAAAGCGAAAAGAAAAAGAAAAAAGAAAAAACAAAGAAAUUUCAACGCAAAAAUCCAACUUCUCCCAUUUAAGACAGAAGCAUUUAUCGUAUUCUCAAAAAAGAAAAAAAUAGAAAAAGAAAAAAAAAAGCUGUCAUCAUUCAAUGAGUUUUAGCUGUUUUUAAGGAAAAGAGACAGCUGUUUGGAUUAUGAGAUGUGCAAGAGUUCUCAUGGCUGGAAGGAAUUUGCGAUGGGGAGGUGAACAUUGAUGGUGACAGAAUGCAUUCGGAAUUGCUUCACGAAAGAAUAUCAGGAAAUUUCAAGUUGCGGAAAUUUCACCUUAGAUACACCUUUUAACAUUGGAAGGAUGCCCGACGAUGCUGCAUUAAUUUCUCAAAAUGAAGCAGAAGCUACAGCUGAUGAGCUGCAACAGAUACAAAUGACUGCCGGGACCAGUGGUCGUGAUGAAGUAAAGGUCACGCGGUGUCUCAGGCGCAGAGUGUGUACAGAUUAUGGGAUAUUUGAUAGUUGCUGCGAUGAGGAGUCGGAUCAUGAUCAGUCUGCUAAGGUGUCUGCUAGAUGGCGGCCAAAAGAAGCAUGUAGGCCCAUCAUAGACGAAGCUCCUGUAUUUUAUCCAAAUGAGGAGGAAUUUAAAGAUACGCUUGGUUACAUUGCAAGAAUACGGCAGAAAGCGGAGCCGUAUGGUAUAUGUCGGAUUGUGCCGCCACCUUCUUGGAAGCCACCUUGCCCUUUGAAAGAGAAGGUCAUAUGGGAGAGAGCCAAGUUUGCUACUCGGGUCCAAAAGGUUGACAAGCUUCAAAAUAGGGAGCCAAUGAGGAAGAAGUCCCGGAACCGGAUUCAGAGGAAGAGGAAGCGGAGAAGGCGCUCAAGGAUGGGACCCACUCGCAGGCGUAACAGUUCAGAUGUUUCUGAAGUCAAUGAAAGUGUCGCUUCUGACACUGAUGAAAAGUUUGGAUUCCAGUCGGGUUCGGACUUCACGCUUGAUUCUUUCCAAAAAUAUGCCGAUGAUUUCAAAGAGCAAUAUUUCGGUACAAAAGAAGAUAACCAGAACUUGAAUUCUAGCAGCAGUGAAGCUGACAAGAGGUGGAAGCCUUCAGUGGAGGAUAUUGAAGGCGAAUAUUGGCGGAUUGUUGAGAAGCCAACGGAGGAGAUUGAGGUACUUUAUGGUGCUGAUCUGGAAACUGGAGUUUUUGCAAGUGGCUUUCCUAAAGCAACCUUGUCAAAUGAAACUGACCCAGAUCAAUAUGUGAUGUCGGGUUGGAAUUUAAACAACUUUCCACGGCUUCCCGGGUCCGUGCUAUCUUUUGAAAGAGGGGAUAUCUCCGGAGUGUUAGUGCCGUGGCUAUAUGUAGGGAUGUGCUUUUCUUCAUUUUGUUGGCAUGUUGAGGACCAUCACCUCUAUUCACUGAACUAUUUGCACUGGGGGGAUCCGAAACUAUGGUAUGGGGUCCCUGGCAGCAGUGCAACGAAAUUGGAGGAUGCCAUGAGAAAGUGUCUACCGGAUUUGUUCGAAGAACAACCUGAUUUACUUCAUGAACUGGUAACGCAGCUGUCUCCUUCAGUUCUAAAAUCUGAGGGUGUUCCUGUUUAUCGUGCCGUUCAGCAUUCCGGGGAGUUUGUUCUUACUUUUCCAAGGGCAUACCAUUCUGGCUUCAACUGUGGCUUCAAUUGCGCGGAGGCUGUGAAUGUCGCCCCAUUUGAUUGGUUACCUCAUGGUCAAUGUGCUGUCGAGCUUUACAGUGAACAAUGUCGUAAGACAUCUGUGUCUCAUGAUAAACUGCUACUAGGCGCUGCCUGGGAAGCCAUUAAGGCACUCUCGGAGCUGCUUCUACUUGGGAGGAACAACCCAGAAAAUGUGAGAUGGCAAAGUGUUUGUGGGAAGGACGGAUUACUUACCAAUGCAAUUAAGACACGAGUCGGGAUGGAACAGGAAAGAAGAGAAUCUCUUCCUAUUGCACAGGCCAGGAACAUGGACAGAAACUUUGAUUCAACACACGAGAGAGAAUGUGUCUCAUGCUUUUAUGAUUUACACCUAUCUGCUGUGGGCUGUGAAUGCUCUCCUGAUCGCUUUGCAUGCUUGAAGCAUGCGAGACUACUCUGUUCCUGUGAACCAAGCCGAAGGUUUUUCCUCUUCCGCUACGAUAUGGAUGCAUUACAUGCUCUUGUGAAAGGUUUAGAAGGGGAAGCAAGCGCGUUACACCGUUGCGCAUCAGAGGACGUUGGAUUGGUUCAUUUGCAUUCUCAUGGACCACCAUUGGAGAAAGUGGAUGACCCCAUGUUGGCAUCUGUAUCUGAUUGCAUGGAUGUUUUGGAGAGCACUGCACAAGAAUCGCAGAGACCAUUGAUAGGCAUUGAUGUUAUGGAUGCUGACAUCUCUAAACAGGAUGUGGAAAGCGGCACAUCCGGAGAUGAUGCCUGUCUUGAAAGGUGUGAAAAUUCAGCUUGCUCCCGAGGAGUAGCAGAAUUACCCGAUAUGAAUGAAGCAUGCAAGUCCGAGCAUCAUGAUUCUUCAGAAGUCAUUCAAUCAAACUGGAAAGGCCCUGAUAGUUCAUGUGCAUCGAAUGUCAAGAUAGAAGGUGGGAUUUUGAAACCAGGUGCUUUGAAUUUGCGGCAUUGUCAGCUUUUGCGAGAGGAAGCUAGUUGCAAGGAGUUAUCGUCAAUAGGGGACAAUGUUUUGAUACUUAGCAAUGACGAUGGUGAAGCAGGCCACGUGUGGUGUCUUGAUCUAAAUCUUGAUGAGCCAUCCAUGGAACAUAGAAGUGGGACAUGCCAAAUAUCUGCAGGUUGCGACUAUAAAGUCUCUAUUCAAUCUGUUGUUAAGAAGGAACAAUCUGAGACUUCGGAUAUGCUAAGACGGGUAUACUUCUCACAAUCCGAAGCUGCUGCUGUUAACAGUUGCGGAUGGGAUGAAACCCAAAGGGAGUAUGAUUUCAUCAAAAGAUGCAAUAUGCCUAUUGUGCAAAUCUCUGAUUUCGACUCAUUGGCUUUGCUACAUCAUCCUGCCAAGUUAGCUUCUUCAAUUGUUAUUCCUGAAAGAAAUUCAAAUGGGGCGUCGUGUUCUAAGGAUGCUGAAUUCCCUUGCACAUCUACAGAGUAUAAGCUGUUUGGCAUUGAUCUUCGGCCUCAGCAGUCAUGUUUACCUGCACCUUUGAUGUGUGGAUUUAAUACGGAUAAUGGGCAACAGGGAUCUUGCUUGAUCGAACCGAAUAGUCAAACCCAUCAACAAUCGGAUGCUGUUGUAUCCCAGUCUAGUGAAACAGAAAAGGUACACCGUAGAUUGAAUUACCAUGUCGAGCCUUUGAAUUUCGGAACUGUGAUGCCUGGAAGGCAAUGGUGCAGUAGAAAAGCCAUAUUCCCAAAAGGAUUCAGAAGUCGAGUGAGGUACUUUAAUGUGCUUGAUCCCACUCGUAUCUCUUGCUAUAUCUCAGAAGUAUUGGAUGCAGGACUCCUUGGGCCUCUGUUUAAGGUAACAUUGGAAGAGAGCACAAAGGAGGUCUUCAUCAAUGUUUCCGUGAACAAGUGUUGGGAAAUGGUUCAAGAGAGACUGAACCAGGAAAUCGUAAGACAACAUAGCCUAGGAAAACAAUGCUUGCCUCCUUUGCAGCCUCGAGGAAGUCUUGAUGGGCUUGAAAUGUUUGGGUUUACUUCCCCACUGGUCAUUCAGGCUAUCGAGGCUCUCGAUCCUCACCAUCAGUGUCUGGAGUACUGGACAUCAAAGUCAAAUACGCAGCCUAAUUCGGGUACUGGAAGCGGGGCCAGCUUUACAGGGAAAGCAAUAAAGGUGUUUGGUAUGGAUUUGACGAAGCAGGAGCAGGAUAAAUCAAAUAUGGACAUGGGUACUUCAGUUCAUGAGGUCCAUCACUUGCUAGGCGGAUUGUUCAAGAAGGCAAGCCCCAAUGAGUUGAAGAUGAUGCACCGGAUAUUCUGCAGUGAGUUGUGGAGUGCCGAUUGGCAAGCGGCAUUCACGACUUUGCUAGAUGAGAUGCAGAAGAAAAUGUAAAUAAAGACAGAGAAUAAAGCAUGCAAUUUGAUGCCCGGUGGAUGCACUCCUGCACUAUUGGACUAUCUUUCUUCACCAGAGCUAUAACAUUCUUUCCUCCAAAGGUAACAAAUUUUCUUUUUUUGUUUUUAGUUUUAUUUGAUCUAAAUUCUUUCGAAGCUCCGUAGCAAUCAUGCGGAUGUCUGGCACUCAUAUUUGUCAUUGUGCCCCUGCUCAUGAUCGUACGGUAUCUUUUGGUUUAGACCAUUGGAAUGCUAACAUUGGCUUGUUAGUCAUCAGGGCAUGAUCAUAUAUUGGACUGUUGUCACAAGCCGUUGACUGGCUGCCGUAGUUGGUUUAGUCAUUAAUGAGAUUAACUGUUGAAUUCUAGAGGUCGAUAUAUAAUAGGAUUUAUUGAAAUGUAGAUGAAGGAAAUUAUUCAAAAUUUAUGAAAUAUAGCUGCCAUUUUUACUUUU